CACCUACCCUCUAUGUUUCUCUCUCUCUCUCUCUACCUCCAGUGUAAGAUCUACCUUCUCUAGGCUGAGUAGCUUAUAAGAGGAGGUUUUCCCUCAAACUUUUGCCACUUCCAGGCUGGGUGCUGUCUCUCUGUGUGUGUGUGUGUACACACCUACUGUAGAUUGGUAGACACCAUCCUUUGGAAUUGCUACUGCCAGAUUAGAAACAGGGAAUAUUAUCAUGGAGAAUUCAGCAAAAGAAAACAUUCAGUUGUUCUCAAAAACCAUAAUCCUGCCAAUUGACAGGUCUUCAUCUAAAUCUGAAUCUUCCGCUUCCAAGGAGAAACAAACAUGCUGUGGAGGUAUAAAGAUAUUUCUUGGCGCAUUAUCCUUUGUUUACUUCGCUAAAGCAUUGUCAGGAAGUUAUCUAAAAAGUACCAUCACCCAAAUAGAAAGAAGAUUCGAUAUCCCUUCUUCUUUGGUUGGUGUUAUUGACGGCAGCUUUGAAAUUGGAAAUCUCCUAAUCAUAAUUCUUGUAAGCUACUUUGGAGCAAAACUUCAUAGGCCAAAGAUAAUUGGAGUUGGUUGCCUAAUAAUGUCAGCUGGAACCUUUCUAAUUGCGAUGCCCCAAUUCUUUAUGGGCCGCUAUAGGUAUGAGAUAUUUUCUUCCUCCACCAAUUCUACUGUCAGCAUCUCCCCAUGUCUACAGGAUAAAAACCAAAUACCACUCUCAGUCUUAGAAAGGUCUCAAGCCAAAAUAAAUGCAGGAUGUGAAAAAGAUGUUGGAUCGUCCAUGUGGAUCUAUGUUUUGCUUGGGAAUCUUUUGCGUGGGAUAGGGGAGACUCCUAUCCAGCCUUUGGGAAUUACGUACAUUGACGAUUAUGCCAAUGAAGAGAGUGCUGCUUUCUACAUUGGGUGUGUACAGACAGUUGCAAUUAUAGGGCCAAUAUUUGGUUUUCUUUUAGGAUCCCUCUGUGCCAAACUAUACGUUGACAUUGGCUUUGUAGACCUGGACAGUAUAACAAUAACUCACAAUGAUGCCCGAUGGGUAGGAGCUUGGUGGCUUGGUUAUUUAAUAGCAGGUGUGUUAAGUGUUCUGGCUGCCAUCCCGUUCUGGUUCUUACCAAAGCACCUGCCAAGACCAGAAAGCAGAAAGGAUUCCAGUACCUCCUCUGAGCAGUCAAAGUUCAUUAUUGAAGAUAACAGGGAGCAUCACAGAUCUUACGAACAGCAAGUAAAGAUACUUGAAAUGGCGAAAGAUUUCCUGCCAUCAGUGAAGAACCUCUUCGGAAAUCCAGUUUUCUUUCUAUAUUUAUGUGCAAGCAUCAUUCAGUUCAAUUCUUUAAUUGGCAUGGUAACAUAUAAACCAAAAUAUAUUGAGCAACAGUAUGGGCAAUCAUCCUCAAAAACGAAUUUUGUUAUAGGUCUUGUCAACAUUCCUGCUGUGGCCUUUGGGAUAUUCUCAGGAGGACUGAUCAUGAAAAAAUUCCGGAUUAAUGUUUUGGGAGCUGCAAAACUGUCCUUGGGAUCAUCCUUCUUUGGUUACCUCUUGCUACUUUCAUUAUUUGCAAUGGGCUGUGAGAACUCAGACGUGGCAGGACUGACGGUGUCUUAUGAAGGAACAAAACAGGUCUCUAGUUAUGAAGAGACCCUCUUUUCUAAGUGUAAUUCGGGAUGCAUAUGUUCAAAAAAUGAAUGGGAUCCUAUAUGUGGGGAAAAUGGAAUCACCUACGUGUCGGCGUGUCUUGCUGGUUGCAAAACAUCCAAUGGAAGCGGAAAAACCUCUGUAUUUUAUAAUUGCAGCUGUGUGGGAAUUACAGCAUCUCCAUCAAGAAGCUCCUCAGCGGUGAUGGGAGUGUGCCAAAAAGGAAAUGAAUGUCCAAAAAUGUUUCUGUAUUUUCUGGUAAUAUCAGUCAUCACUUCAUAUACUUUGUCAAUAGGUGGUACACCUGGAUAUAUACUACUUCUAAGAUGCAUUAAACCACAACUAAAAUCUUUUGCGCUUGGUAUUUAUACCUUGGCAAUAAGAGUUCUUGCAGGAGUCCCAGCCCCUGUGUAUUUUGGAGUGUCAAUAGACACCACAUGCCUGAAAUGGGGAAGCAAAAGGUGUGGGGGAAGAGGAGCGUGUAGGCUAUAUGAUUCUAAUGCAUUUAGAUACAUAUAUUUGGGAUUAACCGUGGUCUUGGGCACCAUGUCCAUUUUCUUGAGUAUUGCGGUCCUUUUCGUCUUAAAGAAAAGGUAUGUUCCGCAAGAUGAAAACAUCACAGCCAAUGGAGGGAGAGGAAUGGUCUCAGUACAAAACAGGAAAGAUAAUUUUGUCAAUAGCGACUAUUUAAUUCAGACAACCUACUGGCCAGAAAAGGAAACUCGACUUUAGGAAAAUGGAUUUUUUCAGGGGAAUUUUGACCAGCAGGGGCAGUUCUGUACAGAAAUCCAACAUAAGUGAACAUGUUUUAGUGGGUGGAUGUAACUGAGCAUCCAUUUUGAAAAUGUUCCCCUUUAUCCAACUUUGACUGUAAAUACCAAAAAUCAUCUUAGAACAUGUAUAGGUCUGAAAAUACAGUUCAACAUUUGUCUUAAAAAUAUGGGGUGAAAUUCACUCUUCUCCACGCAAAGCCCGGUAACAGACUCUCUGCAGAGAAUUAAUUGGGCGUUCUGGAGAUGCUGUUCACUUCUUAACCUGAAGGCAGGCAGUAUGGCUGCCACAGAGUUCCUCCUCAGCAACUCUUCUGGUUUUCAGCUGGAAUAGGAGUUGCUGCCCCUUUGUGUGAGGGGCAAGGGGUGGCCUGGAACCUAUGGCCCAAUCUUAGUGAUCUCUUCCAUAUUAACCUAUAAGGAAUGGGCCUAGAAAUACGCUUCAUGGUACACAAGGGACAUAGAGACCCCCUUCCACGGAUGCUUGUCAAUAAAUGCCCCAUACAACCAACCCAACUGAAACAGUUAAGUGGCGUCUUGGGCUUUCUGUGAGGCUCUCUACACCAGGUAAAUUCCAUCCAUGAUGUUUUGACCAUUCAGUGUUGUGGUUAGGAAUUGCUUCUCAAAUUUACUCACACAACCUCUGUUCAAUCAUGGCAUCAAUAACAAAAAAGUUGUCACUAGCAAAACCACUACAUUGUGGUUUCCUCUGACUCUGCCAAAGGAAAUUUGAAUUAAAGAUACAGCUAUUCUAUGUUUUAAAUGGUUUCUAACUGUUUGCUAACACUCAAUAACUGUAUAAUUCCAUACCUUUUUUAUACAAUGUAGUAAGCAAGAUGAUAUAACAUAUACCUGUUUAAAAAACAAUGACAAGACCCUUUGGGAAUAA
Messenger RNA from Chelonoidis abingdonii (Abingdon island giant tortoise), 3283 nucleotides. It is a transcript of the gene SLCO1C1, whose product is annotated as solute carrier organic anion transporter family member 1C1. Lineage: Eukaryota; Metazoa; Chordata; Testudines; Testudinidae. Gene Ontology annotation, molecular function: bile acid transmembrane transporter activity; protein binding. Gene Ontology annotation, cellular component: basolateral plasma membrane. Gene Ontology annotation, biological process: sodium-independent organic anion transport; transmembrane transport; bile acid and bile salt transport. The record is from RefSeq and is a predicted model, not a curated record.